This is a messenger RNA of Coccidioides immitis RS, 1416 nucleotides long. RefSeq lists its product as uncharacterized. The transcript has a single exon. NCBI's taxonomy places the organism in Eukaryota, Fungi, Ascomycota, Eurotiomycetes, Onygenales, Onygenaceae. Gene Ontology annotation, molecular function: acyltransferase activity, transferring groups other than amino-acyl groups. Gene Ontology annotation, biological process: polysaccharide biosynthetic process. Gene Ontology annotation, cellular component: membrane. Bases 1 to 1416 code for a protein of 471 amino acids. The record is from RefSeq and is a predicted model, not a curated record.
AUGUCGGGCGGGCUUUUGUCUCCGUCCCUCGCUUCUGAUCAUGGUCAUACGUCCCUUUUGAGUCGGCAAAAGCUGGCCGCAUUCAUCUACGCAAUUCUACCAACGGCCUUUCGCGAUGCACCCAAGAAGACUCGACCCCUCGCGAGGACGGCGUACCUCGACGGUGUCCGCGGUCUAGCAGCCCUCGGUGUCGUCGUGCUGCACAUGGUCCUGGGGUUUUUCCCCAACUCUUCGUACGCAUACAAUGGGACUCCCGGUCGGGACUCCAUCUUUCAGAUGCCUUUCGUUCGACUACUAUAUACAGGUCAGCCCACGAUCUUCUUCCUCAUUUCAGGCUACGUCUUGUCCAUCAGCACGAUAAAGAAGUGCCGCAACCAGGCUUGGGGCCCGUUGCAGCUGGACUUGAGCUCGAAAAUCUUCCGCCGGAUGUUCCGCCUCUAUAUACCCUCGAUCAUCGCCACGUUUAUCCCGAUGUUUAUGGUUAGCUUUGGGCUCUUCCCCGACGUUGCCAAGUUCAACGACGAGAUGCCGCACCAUACGUUCAAUAUGGCUGCCCGCGAGCCCACAUUCUUCCGACAGUUCUGGCUCUGGUGCAAGACGAUCCCGCCGCUCUUCUGGCCUUUCGACUGGGAAAACUUUUCCCAGAACUCCCCGUACGCCUACCAACUGUGGACCAUUCCUGUCGAAUACCGAUGUUCGAUGAUACUUUUCCUUUUGCACAUCGGAUUGUCCCGAUGCCGAAGCAAGACCCGCCUCGUCAUAAACGGCAUCUUCUCUCUUUACUUCCUUGCCCUUGACAAGUGGGAUGUUUUCCUGUUCGUUGCAGGAGCUUUCAUCGCGGAAGUGGAUAUUAUUAGGGAAGAGGCGUCCGAGGCCCAGCUCCCGAAGUCAGAAACGGGGGAGACUAAGCUCCCCAAUGCGCCCCGGAAGUCCCCAAAUCAAUGGCUGCUGGUGGGCGGUGUCAUUCUUGGCCUGUGGAUUCUGAGCGUCCCUGCCGCAGAUAUCUGGAACGCAUGGACUUUUGCUAUUCUCGAGACGUGGGCACCGAAAAAUUAUAAGGGAAUCUUCCGUUUCUGGGACGCCGUGGGCACCGUUAUCCUCGUCUGGUCGAUGACCGGUCUACCUUCGUUCCAGAGGUUCUUCACGCGCCGCAUCUUCCUUUACUUGGGGAAUAUUUCUUUCUCCCUCUACCUCACGCACACGAUCGCUCUCAAAUUUCUGCUAUAUCCCAUCAUGCCAUGGCUGUAUUUGAUUUUUGGCUACUCCACCCCUUUUCAGUAUGGCCUGUCUUUCGCCAUUGGCGGCUUCUUGACUGUCAUGCUUUCAUUCUGGAUCGCGGACGUUUUCCAGCGACACAUCGAAGAGCCUUCAGCCAGGUUCACGAAGUGGAUUGACACCAAGUGCUCGGCCUCCUGA